GACCCGGGUUCCCAGGGUCAGCAUCGCCAGGCCAGGGUUAAACGGCGCUGUUUGUUCACAAUGCCCAACUGUGAAACGUAAUAGUUAUGCACUGCACUGUCUUGCCGCCUUUUGAUUUCCCCAUCCCGCCGCCCUUUGAUAAAUAGGAAACCGCUUCCCCCUUGCCGUUUCAGCUGACAAGCUUCCAGAGUGUCUUUUCCUUCUCGAACCACCUCUGAGAGCCCGAUGCCCCUCCUUACAAACACUACCCUCUCCGUGUUCUCCAGCACGAAGUGGUUGCAAAGCCGGGGCGAAUACACGGGUGGGCGGGACGGAGUCAGUAAAUUUAAAAUAUGUAGGGGCGAAGUAUUGUCUGCUACAGAUCUUCAAGUUCCAAUGCGACCUACCCGAGCUGGAACUGGUGACGGUAUGGGAUCAAGGAAUAUUAUCAUUCCAAAAACGCCUGCUCGGGAAAAGCAAAAUCCUUCGAAUGAAAUUGAAAGUUUGCAGGGUACUAUUAAUCAGCUCCAGAAUCAAAUGAAAUAUCUGCAACCUGGGGAUGGCAGCUUCAAUUCUACAGAUUUCAGGUGGAGGCUGAAUAAAAUAGAAAAAGAAAAAUUGGAAUUAACCAGCAAAUUUAAUGAAGAGCGUUCAGCAUUUGAAAGUCAUGUUGCUAGGUUGCGAGCACAACUGGAGAAAGGAGAAGCAAUGCGACAGACCCUGGAGUAUGACUUGGCUGUGGCUAAGAAGGAAGCCAGUGUCGUGCGAACUACUUCAGAAGACAGAAUAGAGUCUAUACACAAAAUACACGCACAAUUGAAAGUACAAAAUUCAGAACUUCAGCAGAAAGUAGAGAAUUUGGAAAGGACUUCACAAAUUCUGCAACAAGCAAGGGAAGAUGAUCAGCAGAGGUUUCAAAGUGAACAGGAGGAUCAUGAGAAGAUCAUUCAGAACUCUAAUACAGAAAAUGAAUACCUGAUAGCUGAAAGGAAUCGAAUUAAUACUAUCUUGCAGGACCAGGAGCAAACGUUUGUUGAGCUGCAAAAACGAUUAAAAGAGCUAGAAGUUGAGCGCAAUAGUCUCACCGAAGCAUUGCGAAGGCAGGCAAAAGAACUUGAGUACAGUAUUGAUCGAGAGGAGCGUCUGAAAAAAGAGCUGGAGAUGGGAAAACAAAGAGUGAAACUAUUGGAAGAAAAUAUUGAGGCAGAAAGGGCUGCCCAUCUGGAGUCAAAGUUCAACUCUGAAAUUAUUCAGUUACGGAUUCGUGACCUUGAGAAUGCAUUGGAAGUGGAAAAAUCAAGCCAUGCAAACGCAGUGUCAACUUUGGAAAUGAUCAAGCAACAACUCAGGGAUGUUGAAUUCUCGUAUGAACGGGAGAGAACAAAAGUUGUAGAAUCGACAGAUCAAUUACAGAAAUCACAAAAGGAAUAUACUGCUACAAAAACUCAAUUGACAAUUGAAUUGGAAGAGAAGAAUGAUGCGAUUGCCGAUCUUUCAAAACGACUUCAAAGGCAUGAAGAAAGUUUUGAAAAUCUUUGUGAUGAAGUAACAAAAGCAAAGAAGCGUCAUGCUUUCCUGGAAGAGACAUAUGGGGGCAGCAUGAGAGAGCUGGAACUCCUUUUGGCUAAUUUUGCUGUGUCAGGCUCACGGUCAUCAGUCAAUCUAAGGGACAAAGAUAAGUUGUUAAACCCCUCUGUCGUCCUUGAGAAUUUGAGGCAAACCAUGACAGAUUACCAGAGCAGGCUAGAAGACACGUCUAAUGAGCUAAACAGAGUGAAGGAUUUGUACGACAAGAUAAAUGAGCAGUGUGAGGCAUAUAAAGAACUGAUUUGGUCAAGGAAUGAAAAUCGUGAGAAAAUUCAGGAAGAAUUGGCUGUUACAAAUAAAAAGUUAAACCACUGGCGAAGCGAAUGUGCUGAAAAGGAUGCUCUUAUUGAUGCUAUGAGCAUGGACCUACAAAAUGUGAAACAUUGCUUUGAGAGGGAGAAAAAUUCCAUUGUUGAAGCUAAAAAUGAAAUUCAAAAGCUCACACGAGCUCAUCAAGUGGAUGUAGAGGAAAAGCUGACCUUUCUUCACGGCUUGUACCAGCGUCUGACAGCAGGCUGUGUAGUCAUGAAACAACCAGAUAGCAUGAUGUCAAAAUUCUCCUGGCCAGAACUGUGCUCUAUUCUGCAAGAAAAUGUUGAUGCCUUCAUUUCAGAUCUUAACAAGGCCAAUGAAAAGGAGUCCUACUUGGAGCACAUUUGUCGAAAUAAGGAAGAAACUAUACAGCAGCUACAGCAAAGUCAAGAAACUACCUUCAAUAAACUAACUGAACAGAUGAAAGAGCGAGAGGCUACUUGGCAAAAACAGAAAAAUGAAAUGGAGCAGCAUUAUUCUGAACUCCUUGGGGAGGUUCAUUCAAGGGCACAGUCAUGUCAUCUUGGAGCAGAAGAAGCCAAAGAAAAAGUUUCCAGUCUGGGGAAAGUCAAUGACCAGUUGACACUUGAACUAUCGUUCACAAAGAAAUUAUUGUCUCAGAAACAAAAGGAACAUGUCGCUUUGCUGGCAGCUUGUGCUCUGAUGGCAGGUGCUAUAUACCCAUUAUACAAUAGAUCCUGUGAAUUGUCUGUGCAGAAAGACUUCCUUAAAGAACAAAUUAAUGCGUGUGAAUAUUUCAAAAAUGAAAUCAGGACUGUUGUCCAGGUUCUUUCUCUGGAAGGAAAUCCGAGCAAAUCCAAGAAAAGGAAGAAGCCUCCAAGAGGACUGAUUCAGAUUUUCCGAAAAAGUGUUAUUGCGAUCAUAGCAGCCAACAGACUUCGAGCCUUUGGUCUGGGAUGUAGGCCGCUGUUUACUUGGAGUGAGGGAAUAAAGAACAAACCAAGACUUGCAGUUUGCUCAGGCAACACAAAGUCCUCUUUCACUGGUUCAAACCCAAAUCACCUUCUUUCAAACUGGUCAAUGGAAAAUGCAGCCAAGAGUUCUUUUUCAAAAUUCAUGGACAGAUUAAGUGUGGAAAUGGAAAAUGUCUCGGUCUGGUGUGACAAACUCACAGGAUGUGGACGUAAAAAAUCAUUAGUACAAAUACUGGGCUGUGGACUAUACAAAGUCAAUGCAAGAGCAGGAAAAGAAGGAUGCCAAGUCACCAUGCCUAUAAAGCAAUGCGUGGAAGUAUUGAAGAAGCAGAUCCUUGAGUUUACCCAGAGGUUGCAUGCAGCAGAAAUAGAACGGCGUUCAUUGCGUUUGGAACUCACACAACUCAAAAAUUACGUGAGUGACUUGAAAAGAGAAACGGGCAAAGCUCAGAUCCUUCAACAACAGCUGACUGACCUCAAACAGUCUCUCAAGACACAGAAGAUGGUUCCAUUUGAGAGAUUUGGCAGUAUUUGCGAAGAGCUUAAUAAUGCCUUGCAAAGGGAACAGCAAGCCCAGCUUCUAUUAAAUGAACAAGCCCAUCAGAUGCAGGAGUUAAAUCUACGACUGGAGCAACAUUCAAACAAAGAAGCUGAGAAGAAUCAAACACUCUCUGACGCUGUAAUGAGUCUCUCCGAAGCGAAAAUGGAACUGAGGAGAAAAGAUCAAUCUUUGCGUCAGCUAAACAAAAACCAAGCACAGCUGGAGCAAGACAAACGGCAACUUGAGGAGAGCAUUCAAGAUGCAGAAAACGCCUUGUGCAAAGCAGCAAAAGACAGAGAACACUUGAUUAGUUACCUGAGAGGUUUGGACGUCGGCUUUCAACAGGUCAGAGAUCAGAUCUCACUGUCAUGGUCUGUGACAGCAAGGAAUGACUUUACCCUGCAGCUCCCUAAGCUGCAGCUGGAGACCUUGGUAGCGAAAGGGCCAAAGGAUGGCCUGGAGGUUACAUCAUUGCAGAACUUAACCCAGACUUUUACGGACAUUUACCAGCUGGCUAGCUCCAGGGUUACCGCUCUGGAAGCAGAAAUUGCUUCACAUCAAAAACACAUUGGGGCUCUUAAAUCAGAACUUCAGACGGCAUGCCUGCGUGAAAAUAAUGCCUUAGUUCCACUAACCAGGACUCAGAUGAAUCAACCAUUUGCCUCCCAUUCUGACAUGCUGUUGCCACAGGAGAAGAAUAUCAGUCAGGACUUCGCACCCUUACAGGCUGAAAUGGACACUUCCUACAGCAUUCUGAGAGAGAGGUCAGGGAACCGCAGACCACAAUCACAUUCCUCAACCUACUCUCUUCAUGUUAGUUCAACCACUGGAUCCACAAGACCAGUACAGAAUGGCUUUUACAGCACACUUAGAUAACAAUUCUAAAGUCUAUUUGAAUGCAUGCAUGAACUAAGUAAACAACUCUGAAUGGCAAUCGGAAGCAAUCCUGCAUUUAUGUGUUAAAAUAAGCCUGUGUUAUUAUUCAUUUUAAUUUUUAAUUGAAUAGCUGUAUUUUUAAAUCCAAAAAAACAUGAAGUAAUUUUGCAUAGGUUUAAAAUCAAUAAGCCAUUUUAGUCUCUAUCUAUCAAAGUUUUUAUACAUGUCUGUUUUAAAGUGGGAUACAGCACUUUAAUAGGAUCGCUAAAGCUAUUUGAAGUGUAUACCAAUGAUUCCUGUCAUUUCAUGGCAGCGCUGCCAUGGUUCACUGAGCCCCCUCUUUGCUCUUGUCAACCAAACUGAAGACAAGCAUUUAGUUGCUAACUUUAAGCAGGUUGUGCAGACCAAGAGGAUGUGACUGGUUCUUCUCGACACAGUAAUGUCAUUCCUGGUCAGUGUGAGAAGGUCAGAUUGCCUCGCUCCUGAGCUACAUGAUGAUAGCAUUGCUCAGCUGAAUGUACUGAGUGAACAGUUGGAUCUGGUCCCUGCAGGCCCCCAACCUCAACCUUUUACAGGUCUGACGAGGAAAGGUGAAACAAAUGUGCCUGGAGAACUGGAGGUGACGUGUGUAUAUGGUACACAAAGUCAGUGUCUGAAUCAGUAUCAUUAUUGCCACUUAUCCACGCUUUCAAAGACUUCCUGAAGUAAUUCCUUUAGCCUUAAUGGAAAAAGUGAAACAGGCUUAUUAUUAAGCUGGACUGCUGCAGCUAAGAAAUCAGACUGUCCACAAGACCUGCUGCAGAUGCUGUGCAGCACACCCAGACCACUGACAUUCUGUUACCAAAUGUGAGGUUUCACAGCAGAGCACAACCUGGUUUUGUUACAGCGUGCGCAUAUAGAUUACUGUUCCUUUUUACUCACGCAAUGGAGGAUUCCUCCUAUUCCCUCUCGCCUGAAGGUAAUGUACUGGAACACCAAAGUUAUACAUGGGAGCAAACAAAAAGGUGCAUGGGUAGAUCAAGUAAGGAGAAUGUAAUAUUUUUGCAAUCUCUAGGUUGAUUAACCUUCUUUCCAUCAAACUGUACCACAUGUAACAAAAGGUCCGGUGUUAGAAUAGGAGCACUUGCCCUGCAUUUUCUGCUUUGUAGCACACAGAAGAAAAAAGCACACAUCAGGCCAAGAUGUCAGUGUGUUGACAGCAAGCCCCUGUGACAUUUCAGCUCGAAAGAGCAAAUGUCUUGCAACCAACUGGUCAAAUAUCAAAUAAUAGGUCAGGCAGGAAAAAACUGAGUGGUAACCACGAGGUGAUUUCUGGUAACAUCUUUGACAAGCUUCUGGGUGCAGAGUAAGUAGAUGUAGAUGUGGAGUAAGAUAAUGUUUUUUGCACAAACAGUACAGUGAUUGAUAACAAAAAAAUUAAUUAGUUUUGCAUUCAGAAAGACUAAUUCUGUUUUAGUCUCCUUAAUACCUAGUAUGUUACAAUAUUCAAUAAAUUCAUUAAACUUAUUAAAAUAAUGUGGAACAUGCAAAUUACUUAUGCCUGCAAACAAAUAUCAUUUAACUAUCAAAGCAGCAACAACUGUACAGUAACAUUGAUAAAUUAAUAAUUAUCAUUUUAAAUGCAAGAUAAAUUUAUAUUCUUCCUUUAUACUUCAUUGUACAUAUGGUGGCAACAGGUAUAAAUAACAACAACAAGGUCUGAAUAUAGUUUAAUUCACGGACAUAUUCAAAAUCAACUAUUUUUCAAUGAGAUCGCAGUAAAUAUAAACUACAUUUGUGCAAGCAUCUACAGUCAUUUAAGAUAUUUUGAUGACAGUCUAUUCAGCUCAAGCUAAGGAAACAUUUUCUGUACAAACAAAGAGAGUAAAUUUGAAUCAAAAUCUGGCCAUCUGAGAUACUACAUAUCUGUGGUGAGUAGCAAUUUGUGAGAACGAAUUGUAGGAUUCCAAGAAUCAUGAAGUGGGAGAAAUUAGUGUUUCCAGUACCAUCUCUGGCACCCCAUGAUUUGCUGGAGAUAAUAUUUUCCUUGUUGAAUGGUCUUAUCCAAAUUCCCUGGACUGAUUAAGGUGCCAGACAGUAGUGCAACCAAUAUAUUACCUACAGUUCAGAAAAUGCCUUCCUUAUGUUGUUGGAGCUCCAGAAUAAAUUGCAGCUAUCCUCUGGGAAGUGCUGUGACACCCAGAAGAUUUGGGGUUGGGAGUUCAUUUUUAAAUGACCGUUUUGAAAGCGUAUAUUUUAAACUUGAAAUUCAUCUUUUCAUUCUCUUAUGAUCAGGCAAGUUUUAGGCCAUGUGCACUAGAGGUUUUAUUAUGAGCUUUACAAUUGUGGUACCCCAUCAGGUGUAUGACACUUUUCCCAAAUAAACAUCUACUUAAGGAUGAUUCAGGCACACAAACUGAUGCACAGGUUUAGUACAAUUCAUUAGUCCAAUAGCCAACAGUUAUAAGUCUUCUUAUAUCAUUCUAAUGGAGCGUUAAAGGAAAAGCAAAAUUCUUACAGAAAUCUCAGGAUAUGUGUGUAUAUCCAGAUUCAAAGCUUAAGUGACUAGCGAAAGCAAGGUUGAAAUGUUAUCUUAUCUAGCGAAUUAACAAACAUUGUACAAUUUCAGAAUUUCUUUAAAACUGCUUCGAUGCAAUAUCAAUUUUGGAAGGGUUGCAAUGAAAUGUCGUACACAGAAUUUCCCCAGCUCUAAUCUAAAUCAGUGAUUAUAAAUAGAUUAUUAAAUAAUUUUGGAAGUGAAAUUUUACUAGAUUUAUAAUUAUUGCAUUACAAAAUCAAAAAUAAUGACAUUUUUAUGUAUUGUUAAUGUUUGGGACUUGAAUAAAGAGUUACUGUUCAUGCCUCAUUUGUUUUUUUUUAUCUGUGUAUUCUUUGUCAUUAUGUUUGAAUAUGUGUUUGUAUAUAUUUUAUGGUUGUGCAUUUCUUGUAAUUUUGAUUCAUUGAUUUUAAACUAUGAUGUAUUUUACUAUGUUUGUAGACAUUUUAUUAAACGUCACGCUGGCAUUUUAAA
Molecule: messenger RNA, 7240 nt
Organism: Amblyraja radiata (thorny skate)
Lineage: Eukaryota; Metazoa; Chordata; Chondrichthyes; Rajiformes; Rajidae
Gene: ccdc171
Product: coiled-coil domain containing 171
Exons: 24
Coding region: 226-4230 (1334 amino acids)
Source: RefSeq, a predicted model, not a curated record